AUGCGGUUCAAUAUCGAUGGCAAAGACCAGGAGCAUGAGAAGGGUGGAAACAACCACGUCUAUGAUCCAGACCUGGCCCAUCCUGCAAGCUUCACGGACGCUGAGACAGCUGUUCCUUCCAACGUCAACGAGCGCAAGCUCAUGACCAAAAUCGACAUUCGUGUGAUUCCGGUUCUGUCCGUGCUGUAUCUUAUGGCCUUCUUGGACCGCACCAACAUCGGCAACGCAUCAAUUUUCAAGCUGCGUGAAGACCUCAAGCUCGGAGGACUGGAGUACAAUACAGCUCUUGUAAUUUUUUUCGUGCCAUAUAUUUUGUUUGAGAUCCCCUCGAACAUCAUCUUGAAGCGGCUAAAGCCCCAUGUGUGGCUCUCACUUUGCAUGUUCGGGUUCGGCCUCGUCACAAUCUGCCAGGGUCUGGUCGUCAACUAUGGAGGUCUCCUUGUCACGAGGUUCUUCCUGGGAGUCACCGAAGCUGGCAUGUUCCCCGGAUGCUUUUACCUGAUAUCGAUGUGGUAUACCCGGAAAGAAGCACAAAAGCGUUAUACUUUCUUCUUCGCCUCGACAACGUUGGCUGGAGCCUUUGGCGGCCUACUGGCUUCAGCAAUCGGAAAGAUGGAUGGGCUUCGAGGCUACAACGGCUGGAGAUGGAUCUUUAUCCUGGAGGGCGUACUGACAUGCCUUAUAUCCUUCGCAUGGUUCUUCGCCAUUCCCGACUUUCCGGAGGACGCCAAGUGGCUGAACGAUGACGAGCGUGCGUUCAUCAAACAUCGCCUCGCCCAGGACCAGGGCAAGUCCGCAAUCGAGCGCCGCAUCACGGGUCGAGAUGUGCUCAAUUGCUUCAAGGAUUACAAGAUCUUCCUUGGUGGCUUGAUGUACUUCGGCCUCAUUGUCCCUGCAUAUUCUUAUGCAUACUUCUCGCCAAACAUCAUCCGUAGUUACGGCUACUCCCCCAUCCAGACUCAGCUCUUCUCUGUCCCGCCUUGGGCCGUGGCUUUCGUCUUCAGCAUGCUGGUCGCGACCUGCUCUGACUUUCUGCGGCAUCGAUUCGCAUUCACCAUCUUCCCGAUCAUCAUUUCAAUCACAGGCUUCGCGAUGCUGCUCAACAUCCACCACGACCGCAGCGCGAUGUACGGCGCCCUCUUCCUGAGGGAGAAGACUCAGACCGUUGGGAUGGGUCAGUAUGAAGAGACGGAGCUGGGCGACAUGAGCCCACACUACAGGUACAUGUUGUAG
Messenger RNA from Cyphellophora attinorum, 1233 nucleotides. Its product is annotated as putative transporter. The transcript is spliced from 5 exons. Gene Ontology annotation, molecular function: transmembrane transporter activity. Gene Ontology annotation, biological process: transmembrane transport. Bases 1 to 1233 code for a protein of 410 amino acids. Gene Ontology annotation, cellular component: plasma membrane. The record is from RefSeq and is a predicted model, not a curated record. Lineage: Eukaryota; Fungi; Ascomycota; Eurotiomycetes; Chaetothyriales; Cyphellophoraceae.